AUGCGUAUAGUUAUUAUUGGUUCAGGUCUUAUUGGUCGUUGUUGGAGUGUUAUUUUUGCUCGAGCUAAACAAGAUGUUUUUUUAUAUGAUACAUCUUCAUCGAUGCUUGAUGCAGCUGUUGUGGAAAUAGGUUUACAACUUGCACAAUUACAUCGUUUUAAUUUAUUAUUUAAUCAAACACCAGCUGAUAUAUUAAUACGUAUUCAAACAAUUGAUACAAUAGAAAAAUUAAAGGAAGUAUUUCAACAAGGAAUUGAUCAUGUUCAAGAAUGUAUACCUGAAGAUGUGCCAAUAAAAACGAAAUUAUUUUUACAAUUAGAUGAAAUUGUUCCAUCGAAUGCUUUAAUUGCAAGUUCAUCAUCAUGUAUUAUGCCAUCGAAAUUUACUGAACAAAUGAAAACAAGAAAUCGUUGUAUUGUUGCACAUCCAAUAAAUCCACCAACAACAAUUCCACUUGUUGAAAUAGUUGGUGCACCAUGGACAGAUAAAGAAUUUGUUGAUUUAGCUGUUGAACGAUAUCGUUCUUUUGGCAUGGAACCAAUUCGACUUAAGAAAGAAGUUGAUGGUUUUGUUGUAAAUCGUCUUCAAUAUGCUAUUCUUUCAUCGGCUCUUCAAUUAGUUCAAGAUGAUAUUGUUGAACCUGAAGAUGUUGAUCGAGCAAUAACACAUGGAUUAGCAUGUCGAUGGUCGUUUAUGGGACCAUUUCAAACAAUUGAUCUUAAUGCACCAAAAGGAAUUAAUGAUUAUUUUAGUCGAUAUGGUUCAUCAAUGCAACGUGUUUUAACUGAUAUGAAUUUUCCAUCGGAUUGGUCACAGGAAACUGUUGAAAAAGUUGAUAAAUAUUUUCGUUCAAAAUAUUCGGUUGAAGAUAAUGGUUUAGAUGAUAAAAAAUUAUGGCGUGAUCAACGUUUAUUAGAUUUAGCCAAACAUAAACAAACAUACAGUGAUCGAGAUUAUCGUAUUGUACAUUAUCCAUUGUCUAUUCCAAAUGAUCAAGGACAAUCGAUGAUUCAAGCAAUAGAGAAUGAAUUAAAACAAGUUUAUAAACAAGUUAAAAUAAGAUUAGUACCAAUUGAUGAAAUAAAUAAGAUUGAUUUAUCAGCUGAACCUUGGAAUUUAGCUGCAUCAAAUCUUGGCAAUAAUGGAAUUUUUUGUCAAUUAGGUGGUCCAAAAAAUGUUGAAUUUAAACAAGGCCAUUCAAUAUGUUUUGAUAUUUCCAGUGUACUCGAUCAAUUACAUAUUAAAAAUGAGCAAACACUUGUUAUUGGACCUGGUGCUGCUGAUCUAAAUCAAGUUCUUAUCAAUGGUGAACUUGUCGUUAAUAUGACACUUGAUCAAUAUAAUAAAGUUAUUACUCAACGUUCAUAUAGUUCACUUGUACCUGAAGAAAAAAAUGAACCAUGUCAAAAUUUAUAUGAAUCAAAAACAUGUGGUCCAUUUCAACAUCUAAUGAUAUCAUCAAUUGAUCAUAAAAAAUCAUCAAUUGUAAUUGAAAUUGAUGUACAUGAACGUUUAAGUGAUGAACAUGAAGAAGAAAAUAAUUUUAUUAGUGUUAUAAGACGUAGUUUAAAACAAUAUUCAAAAGAACCCAUAGCUCUUGGAGGUAUAUUUCGUAUUGAAAAAGGUACAGUUAAAGCACAUGUAAUGCCAGAUUUCCUGAAUGAAGAUUUAACAACAAAAGAACAAGUUGAUCAAUGGUUAAAAUUUUAUGAUAUGCAUGCACCAUUAAAUUGUCUAUCAGUUAUAUUAAGUGAAGAUAUCAAUAAUGCUGGCUUUCGUUGCGAACAUUCCCAUUUUUUUAGUAAUCAUGGACAAGCUGGUCAUUAUCAUUUUGAUAUAACACCUAAAGAAAUACAUUAUCAUGGUUAUUUUACCGUUUGUAAUGAAGCUGUUAUGGUUGAUUCACCUGUUUAA
Molecule: messenger RNA, 1914 nt
Organism: Adineta steineri
Lineage: Eukaryota; Metazoa; Rotifera; Eurotatoria; Adinetida; Adinetidae
Source: the annotation of a GenBank genome assembly